UUCUGAACAGUUGAAGCGCCAGCUCAGCCGAGACAGCAUCGAGAAUCAAGAGCCACAAGAGCACAUCCACAGCCCCGGGGGCCAACAAGGUGUUAAGCGAUCACUGAUAACAAACUAACUGACGAUCGAUCGAUCAGAACGGUUUCGACUUUCCGCGAGUGCUGUAAUCUCCAAUCUGCAAUUUGCAAUCCGAAUCGGAACUUGUGACAAGUGAAAGCAGACGCCAAACAGGAUACUCCACUAAUUUAGGCAACUAAACGCAACCGCAUACCGAAUACCGCAUACCCAUCAAAGAUGCUUGCGUACACUUGGCAAUUCGCAUCACUAGCCUGCCUUGUUAUCCUGGCAACCACGACGAUGACGACACUGGCUGCACCCCAGCAGCAGGAGGUGCCACACGCCCUGCUGGACAUCGAGACGCCCAACCAGUUCAACUACAGUCCAUCGCCACUGGCCCAGCCGGACAGUCUGCGCUCCAAGCCCUACUUCGACUUCCUGAGCACCCUGUACGCCCACGACACGGCCAAGUCGAACCUCUUCCGGCCGUACUCGGUGCGCCAGCGCCGGGAUGCGGGUGCCCAGAAGCUCGUCCUGGAUCGUCCUCGCCGGGCCAUCGUCUUCCGGCCGCUGUUCGUGUACAAGCAGCAGGAGAUCCGCAAGCAGGAGAUCAAGGAGAGGAACGCCGAGAGGCGCCACGAUCUGAACCGCUUCCAGCGACUGUAGUCUCCUCAUCUCCAGUCCAGUCCAAUCCAAUCCAGUGUCCAUCCAGCCAGCCCCGGAUGGGUUGGCCUUCUACAGGGUCCUCUAGCACUUAGCCACUUAGCCACUUUCGAUGCGUCCUAGCCCUAAGUCAAAUGCACUGCAGCACGAAAAGAGAGAGAGCACUCAUCUAAAUAAUAUUAUAUAAUAUAUAUACCCAUUCACACCACCAUCCAGCACUCCACCCACAUCCUCGUAGUUUAAGGCCAGAUGUUUGUUAUGCCACCUGUUAUCGCGACGUUUGAUUAAAGCUAACAAUCGGAUAUAAAA
Molecule: messenger RNA, 1029 nt
Organism: Drosophila teissieri
Lineage: Eukaryota; Metazoa; Arthropoda; Insecta; Diptera; Drosophilidae
Exons: 2
Coding region: 295-723 (142 amino acids)
Source: RefSeq, a predicted model, not a curated record